Molecule: messenger RNA, 528 nt
Organism: Saccharomyces cerevisiae S288C
Lineage: Eukaryota; Fungi; Ascomycota; Saccharomycetes; Saccharomycetales; Saccharomycetaceae
Gene: TRS20
Product: TRAPP subunit TRS20
Exons: 1
Coding region: 1-528 (175 amino acids)
Biological process (GO): endoplasmic reticulum to Golgi vesicle-mediated transport
Cellular component (GO): endoplasmic reticulum; cytoplasm; phagophore assembly site
Source: RefSeq, marked reviewed
AUGCCUCAGUAUUUUGCCAUUAUUGGUAAGAAGGACAAUCCUGUCUAUGAAAUCGAGUUUACCAAUGCAGAAAAUCCACAGGGUUUUCCUCAGGAUUUAAAAGAAUUAAAUCCGUUCAUACUGCAUGCAUCACUAGAUAUCGUAGAAGAUUUACAAUGGCAAAUUAAUCCGACUUCACAGUUAAAUGGGAACGGUGGAAACGGAUCCAAUGGCGGUGGUGGGUUCCUUCGAUCUAGAGCUGUAAACAAUACUGAUAAUUGUUAUCUAGGUAAAGUUGAUCAUUUUUAUGGACUAGCAAUAACGGCUUAUAUUAGCUAUAGUGGGAUGAAGUUCGUGAUGAUCCAUGGGAACUCAGCCAACAGUAGCGUAGUUAUUGACGACAAUAAUAUGAGGUCAUUCUACCAAGAGGUACACGAACUAUACGUAAAGACACUAAUGAACCCGUUUUAUAAGAUUACAGACCCUAUUAGGAGCCCGGCAUUCGACUCGAGGGUAAGGACAUUAGCACGUAAGCAUUUGUCCAAAUAA